GAUACCGGUGUCUGUGUCUGUUACAUUUUUUGAUUUUAUAACUUAUCGUAUAGAAGAGAGUAAAGGAAACCGAAGUUAAAACGACAUCGUUGCGAUUUCGUCUCGUCUCGUCUCGUCUCGUCUUCCUCACAAUCACAGGCGCAAAGGAACCAAGAAGAAGAUAAUAAUCACAUCCACAGACCACAGUAUCUGUCAUUAUAACCAUCGCUCUACUGCUUUCCAGUUAGCCACUUCGCCAAUCUCGUGUUCCCCGUCGAAAAACCACCGCCGUGUGCUCCUUCGAGCAGUCUGAGUCUCGGUCAACGGAGACGGAGAUUUCGAGGUUAUACUAGCUGAAACGUAUCGGGCACUGAUGGCCUUGCCUCCAGGUAUGGAUAUGCCGAUCAUGCACGACAGCGAUCGCUACGACUUUGUUCGAGACAUCGGCUCCGGUAAUUUCGGUAUUGCCCGAUUGAUGACGGAUAAGCAGACCAAAGAGCUUAUCGCGGUCAAGUAUAUUGAGCGAGGCGACAGGAUAGAUGAAAAUAUUCAGAGAGAAAUUAUCAAUCACAGGUCUUUGAGGCAUCCAAACAUUGUCAGAUUUAGAGAGGUGAUUCUAACACCUACCCAUCUCGCUAUUGUGAUGGAGUACGCAUCUGGAGGAGAGUUAUUUGAACGCAUAUCUAAUGCAGGACGAUUCAGCGAGGAUGAGGCUCGUUUCUUUUUUCAACAACUUAUAUCUGGAGUGAGCUACUGUCAUUCAAUGCAAAUAUGUCAUCGGGACUUGAAGCUAGAAAACACACUGUUGGAUGGAAGCCCAGCGCCUAGGUUGAAGAUAUGUGAUUUUGGGUAUUCCAAGUCUUCUUUGCUGCAUUCACAACCAAAUUCUACAGUGGGUACUCCUGCAUAUAUUGCUCCCGAGGUGUUGCAUAGAAAAGAAUAUGAUGGGAAGCUUGCAGAUGUUUGGUCAUGUGGAGUUACAUUAUACGUUAUGCUGGUUGGUGCUUAUCCAUUUGAAGAUCCUGAGAACCCGAAGGAUUUUCGUAAGACAAUACAGAGAGUCAUAAAUGUUCAAUACUCUAUUCCUGAAACUGUCAUGAUUUCUGAGGAAUGCCGUCAUCUAAUUUCUAGGAUCUUUGUGGCUGAUCCUGCACAACGCAUCAGUAUGCUUGAAAUCAGGAACCAUCCGUGGUUCCUCAAGAACCUCCCAGCAGAUCUGAUGGAUGAAACAACCCAAUUCCAAGAGCUGGACCAGCCUAUGCAGAGCUUGGAAACCAUAAUGCAGAUAAUAUCCGAGGCCACUAUACAUCCAGUUGGUUCAUAUAACCUAGACAUGAUGGAUGAUGAUGACAUGGAUGACCUGGAUUCUGAUCCUGAUCUUGAUAUUGACAGCAGUGGGGAGGUGAUUUAUGCCAUGUGAUUUGCUACUUCAAAGAUUGUGCAAGCAUCGCCAGCAUAUCGAUCAAGUUUCGUGGUUAUGGGAGUCUUUAGUUCACAGGGUGAAUGAAUGCAAGCAAUGGUUAGCUAUCUGUGGUUGGAUAGAUAUUCACUGGAUAAUUACUGCUGGAUCGGUUUAUUUUUCUUAUUUCUUAUUUUGUAUAUGUAGUUGUGUUUGUAUAUGCAUGGUGUUGUUCCUGUAUCAUUGUAUUUAUAUAUUAGGAUUUGCGAAAAAGUGGGGACCGAACUGAAUGUAUGAAGUCAGUGUGGUUUGUGUGAACUUGGGUUUGCGUUUUACUAUUUGUUUUCAUUUUAAUACUGAAAUUUAUUUAUGUAA
Molecule: messenger RNA, 1753 nt
Organism: Salvia splendens (bonfire salvia)
Lineage: Eukaryota; Viridiplantae; Streptophyta; Magnoliopsida; Lamiales; Lamiaceae
Product: serine/threonine-protein kinase SRK2I
Exons: 8
Coding region: 353-1399 (348 amino acids)
Biological process (GO): protein phosphorylation
Cellular component (GO): nucleus
Molecular function (GO): protein serine/threonine kinase activity; ATP binding
Source: RefSeq, a predicted model, not a curated record